AUGGACGCGCUCGCCGGAGCCGCGGCCGGCAAGGGCCACCGCAAGUCCAAGGCCGGCGCCAAGGUGAACAAGCAGAAGCGCAAGGCCUAUGAAAAGCAGAAGAAGGAGCAGCCGUCGCUGGCCGAGCAGCGCAAGAACCCCAAGGCCUUCGGCGUGGCCAAGGCCGGGCGCGCGCGCAAGACCAUCCAGCGCAACCUGGACCGCGCGCACCGCAAGGAGUACGUGCCCCAGCAGAGCCGCGCCGAGGAGCUGCCGCCGCCCAUCUCGGUGGUCGUCAUGGGCCCCCCGGGCAGCGGCAAGAGCACGGUCAUCCGCUCGCUCGUCAAGCGCUACACGCGCCACAACCUGGUGGAGGUCAAGGGCCCCGUGACGGUCGUGAGCGGCAAGGACCGCCGCAUCACCUUCUUCGAGUGCCCCAACGACCUCAACGCCAUGCUGGACCUGGCCAAGAUCGCCGACCUCGUGCUGCUGCUCGUGGACGCGAGCUUCGGCUUCGAGAUGGAGACGUUCGAGUUCCUCAACGUCCUGCAGGUCGUGGGCUUCCCCAAGGUCAUGGGCAUCCUGACGCACCUGGACAGCUUCAAGAAGAACAAGAGCCUGCGCAAGACCAAGAAGCGCCUCAAGGCGCGCUUCUGGACCGAGAUCUACCAGGGCGCCAAGCUCUUCUACUUCUCCGGCAUCUCGGCCAACAAGUACCCUAAGGGCGAGAUCCACAACCUGUCGCUGUACAUUUCCAGGAUGAAGUUCCGACCGCUCACGUGGCGGAACUCGCACCCGUACAUGCUCGCGGACCGCUUCGAGGACGUCACGGCGCCCGACGACAUCCAGCGCAACCCGCUCGUGGACCGACGCGUGACGCUGUAUGGAUACCUGCGCGGCACGCACCUGAAGCCGGGCAUGAAGAUGCACAUUGCCGGCGCUGGAGACUUCUACAUGGACAGCGUCACUGCGAUGCCCGAUCCGUGCAACGUCCCGUCGAGCAAGAAGGCUGCGGACGGCACGGUCAAGAAGAAACACUUGACCCAGAAGGACACGCUGCUCUACGCACCGAUGUCGGACGUGGGCAACAUCAUGUACGAUAAGGACGCCAUGUACAUUAACCUGAGCCAGCUGAACUACACGAACCCGGACACGGGCGAUGUCGUGCCGGAUGGCGAGGACGCGGAUGGAGUUGACACUAGCGGCAAGAGCGGCAUGCGCAUCGGUCUUGGCGGCGAAGGCGUGGAGAUGGUGCAGAGCAUGCAGAAGAUGGAUGUCGGUCUUGAUGAGAGGUUGAAGGGUGCCAGCCUUUCGCUGUUCAAGAACACCGCUGCUAUCCGUGCCGACGAAGUCGACAGUGAUGAGGAGGAAGAGGACAGCGACGACGAGGAUGGCGAUGACGAGGAUGUUGACAGCGACGAGGAUGAAGAUGGCAAGCCGAACGUCGGUAAGCCGAAGGAGGCCAUUGUUCGUGACAGCACCGGCCGAAUGCGUCGUCGCGCUGUGUUCGAAGAAAGUGAGGAGACUCCUGAGACCACCAAGACUGGCGCCGAGUCGGACUCCAACGAUGAUGACGACAGUGAGGACGACAGCGAAGAGGAGGAGGAGGUGGUCACCGAGGAGCAGUCGCAGUUGCGGUGGAAGGAGAACAUGGUGUCCCGCGCUGCUGCCAACUUCCUGGAGCGCGAACAGGCCGACGUGAACCUUAUGGAGCUCGUGUACGGCGAGCGUCAGAAGCUCCACAUGACGGAGCGCGACCUUGAGAACGAAGAGGAGGCUAAGAGCGAUAAGCGUGCUCUGAAGGAUGACAGCGACGACGAUGACGACUUUUUCAAAUUGAAGCGCAAGUCGAACGCAACUGGAGAAUCUUCGUCAGCUUCCGAGAAGUACAACACUAUCAACGCUAUGGACUGCUCUCGCUUGCACCUGGGCAGUGAUGAUACGAGCGACUGGACGAUGCCGGAUGUGCUUGAGGGUAUUCGCAACCGUUUUGUGACUGGCUCGUGGAAGCGCGUUAACAAGAAGAGCCGCGGCGGCGACGACGACGAGGAGGAGGAGGAGGAUGUUGACGAUGACAAUGCGGACCCCAUGAACGAUGAUGAUAUGGACGGCUCCUUCGAAGACUUGGAGACGGGCGAGGUCCACAAGGGCGCUGCUGAUGCUGACAGUGAUGACGACAGCAACGAUGGUAGUGAUGACGAAGAAGAGGAGCAGGAGGAGACGGAUGAGCAGAUCCGUGAGCGUCUCCGUGCGCAGAAAUCCGCAAAGAAAUCAGUCGAGGACGACGACGAUGUCGAAGUUGGAGGUCAGAGGAAGAGCAAGGACGAUGAGGACGAAGAGAUGACGGAGGUUAUGGUGGAGGCUAAGCGCCUCCGCGAGGAACAGGCCAAGCGCAACGCUGAGGAGUUCGGUGAGGAAGGUGAGGAUAUGCGUCUCCAGCUGGAAGGUUUCCGCAACGGUCUCUACGUCCGCAUUGAAUUCUCGGGUGUCCCUGCUGAGUUCGUUCGCUACUACAAUCCGAAGAACCCGAUCGUUGUGGGCGGUCUUCCUAACAUGGAGGACACUCUGGGUCUGGUUCGUAUGCGUUUCAAGAAGCACCGUUGGCACAAGAAGAUCCUCAAGACCAACGACCCGCUGGUGUUCUCCAUCGGUUGGCGCCGAUUCCAGAGUCUUCCUCUGUACUCUAUCGAGGACACGAACGAGCGUCACCGAUACUUAAAGUACACGCCGGAGCACAUGCAUUGUCACGCUACCAUCUUCGGCCCAAUGUGCCCGCCUAACACAGGUGUGGUGGCCUUCCAGACGCUUUCUAACAAUGCCGAAGGCUUCCGUGUGAGCGGCACCGGCGUUGUGCUGGAGCUUGACCACAAGUUCAACGUGGUGAAGAAGCUUAAGUUAAUUGGUACGCCCAGCAAGAUCCACAAGAACACGGCCUUCAUCAAGGGCAUGUUCAACACGGAGCUGGAAGUUGCCAAGUUUGAGGGUGCCAGUGUCCGCACCGUCAGUGGCGUGCGCGGUCGCAUCAAGAAGGCGCUUCGUGGUGAGAAGGGCGACUUCCGUGCCACGUUUGAGGACAAAAUCCUCAAGAGUGACCUGGUCUUCUGCCGCACGUGGGUGCCUGUGGAGCCCAAGCAGCUGUACAACCCCGUAACGUCUCUGCUCACGAACGUGAAGAGCUCGUCGAAGAAGAGCGCAAUGAGACUCAUGAAGACGACGUACGAGCUGCGCAAGGAGCAGAAGCUGGCGGUGCCCGUGAACCCGGACUCGCUGUACAAGCCGAUCGUGCGCAAAGAGCGCACGUUCUCGGCGCUCAAGGUGCCCAAGAAGCUGCAGGCCAACCUGCCGUUCGCCAGCAAGCCCAAGGAGGACAAGAAGAAGGGCGGCAAGGGCUACCUGGCCAGUCGCGCGGUGGUGCUCGAGCCUGAGGAGAAGAAGAAGUACGGCUUCAUGCUGCGUGUCAACACCGUGCGUCGUGACCGCGAGGCGACUCGCAAGGAGCGCCAGAGCCAGCGCAACGCCGAGAACCUCAAGCGCAAGCAGCGUGAGGAAAAGCAGUUCGAGGGCGUGCACAAGGCGGAGAAGAAGGCCAAGUACCGGGCCGAGGGCAAGGAAGCGGCCUACCGCGCCCAGAAGGCAGCGAGGGGGUAA
Molecule: messenger RNA, 3627 nt
Organism: Phytophthora sojae
Lineage: Eukaryota; Oomycota; Peronosporomycetes; Peronosporales; Peronosporaceae
Exons: 1
Coding region: 1-3627 (1208 amino acids)
Biological process (GO): endonucleolytic cleavage of tricistronic rRNA transcript (SSU-rRNA, 5.8S rRNA, LSU-rRNA); maturation of SSU-rRNA from tricistronic rRNA transcript (SSU-rRNA, 5.8S rRNA, LSU-rRNA); ribosome biogenesis
Cellular component (GO): nucleus; 90S preribosome
Molecular function (GO): GTPase activity; U3 snoRNA binding; GTP binding
Source: RefSeq, a predicted model, not a curated record